Messenger RNA from Trifolium pratense (red clover), 1758 nucleotides. Its product is annotated as phosphatidylinositol:ceramide inositolphosphotransferase 1-like. The transcript has 12 exons. The record is from RefSeq and is a predicted model, not a curated record. NCBI's taxonomy places the organism in Eukaryota, Viridiplantae, Streptophyta, Magnoliopsida, Fabales, Fabaceae. Gene Ontology annotation, molecular function: ceramide cholinephosphotransferase activity; inositol phosphoceramide synthase activity; sphingomyelin synthase activity. Gene Ontology annotation, cellular component: Golgi membrane; endoplasmic reticulum membrane; trans-Golgi network. Gene Ontology annotation, biological process: ceramide biosynthetic process. Bases 448 to 1389 code for a protein of 313 amino acids.
ACUUCUUUCUUAACUGUGUCCUCUGCAACACACACAAGAAUCACAACAGAUAGAUAUAUUACAUUUACAUAUAGAGAUAGAGAGAGAGAGAGAGAGUCACAUUGAAAAUUGUAGAGAGAGAGAGAGAGAAAGAAAAACCCUUUUGACUAUUAAGCCCCCUUUUCACAUUGGACUGUAGUGGUGUGAUCGGUUAUCUCUGUUGUAAUCAACCCCAAAAAUCAGAUCUUUUUUCUUUUCCCGAUUCAGAUUCGAAUACCCAAUUGCGUUUCUCUUUCUGGGUUUUAUUUUUUUUCUCAUAAAGUUUCAUUUUUACAAACUGGGUUUCUCAUAGAUUAGCCUAAUUAUGUUGACUUCAACACUUUUGUUACUUCUGAACUAAUAUGGAACUGUUCAUAAUUCAACCAAAACAAAGACAACAUCAUCAACAACAAUAAUAAUACCAAUAACAUGUCGUUUUACAUUGGUCGUGAGGCUUCAAAGUUAUGGAAGAGAAUUUGUUCUGAGACAACUAUUGAGCUAAGCCUUCUUGCAGAGAAUUGGAAGUACCUUCUAGCUGGUCUUGUUUGUCAGUACAUACAUGGUUUAGCUGCCCGAGGAGUUCAUUAUUUUCAUAAGCCUGGUCCUAUUCUGCAAGAUGUUGGAUUCUUCCUUCUUCCGGAGCUCGGGCAAGAAAAAACAUACAUCAGUGAAACACUGUUCACCACUAUCUUCAUUUCCUUUGCCUUGUGGACAUUUCAUCCUUUCAUAUUGAAGAGUAGAAAGAUCUACACAGUUCUUAUAUGGUGUAGGGUUCUAGCAUUCUUAUUCGCUUCUCAAAUUCUUCGCAUAAUCACAUUUUAUUCUACACAACUUCCUGGUCCAAAUUACCAUUGCCGUGAGGGUUCUAAACUUGCCACAUUGCCCCGUCCAGAUAACAUUCUUGAAGUUCUCGUGAUUAACUUUCCACAUGGCGUGUUAUAUGGAUGUGGUGAUUUAAUAUUUUCGUCACACAUGAUCUUCACUCUUACUUUUGUACGUACAUAUCAGAAAUAUGGUGCUCGAAGAUCCAUAAAGCAGCUUGGGUGGCUGCUUGCCGUGAUUCAAAGUCUUUUGAUAGUUGCAUCUCGCAAACAUUACACGGUUGACGUAGUUGUUGCCUGGUACACGGUUAAUUUGGUGGUAUUUUUUGUUGACAAGAAAUUGCCAGAAUUACCGGACCGUUCGAUCGCAGCUGCAGCAACCCUGCUACCAUUGAGCAGCAAAGACGGUAGGACCAAAGAGGAGAACUACAAGCUAUUGAAUGGGAAUUCUGGUGACCCUGCGGAUCGGAGACAAAGAUCUCAAAUAAACGGCAAGAUCACGGAUGACGGCAAUACACACCAUACCGACUCUACCUUGAAUGGUGUAUAGAUAAAGAAGUUUCCUCCACUGUACAAAAUUGGAUCUGCUUCAAUAUUGCUGUUAGAAUGCUUCAAUUAGUUCUCAAAUCUCAAAGUCAAACUAGUAUCAAGAUCUUAUUAGUGAAACUUGAAUCUAGGUUGUGCUUUUUCAACAUUGUGCAGCUAUGAUUCAUUAUAUAAUCCAACAUCAGCAUGUGCCUUUCAUAUUCAUCUUAUCAAUGUUGAAAUCAUGUGCAUAGCUUCUUUUUUUUACCAUGGUUUUAUCUACUUGCAUUACAUAGUAACCUAAUCAUGUUCAGCAUUAUGUAAUAAUAUAGGCAUAUAAUGUAAAGAAGAGGUUAAAGCUAAAUGCAACAAUCGAGCUCUUUUUUCUUUACAA